AGUUAGAUGAAUUCGCGCCACUGCGUGACACAGUGACACCGGUGUACGGUGCAGUGUUCCAAUUUUAAUAUAUCGGAUUUUUCGGUGGUCUCUCUCUGGAAAAGCAAUUCAAGCGAUGAGAGCCCAAAAGUAACCAGCACAAUGGACACAAUUGGGAACAAUGUUAGAGUGGAGGAAGCAGUAGCAUCCAGGAUAGAAGUGGACCGUCAGGCGAGGACCAUGGAGAGGCUGUCCGACGUACAGACCUUCUACGAGAAGAAGAACAUUCUCAUUACAGGAGCUACUGGUUUCCUUGGCAAGGUGCUAAUGGAGAAGCUGCUGCGUCGAUGCCAGGGUCUGGAGAACCUGUACAUCCUGGUGCGGCAGAAGCGCGGUCAGGAUAUUUACUCCAGGGUCGAAACCGUCUUCGAAGAUCCACUGUUCGACCGUCUGAAGGAGGAGGUGCCGAAGUUCCGUCACAAGGUGGUGGUGGUGCAGGGCGACUGCGACGCCGCCGGCCUCGGCCUCAACAUCACUGACAGACAGAUGCUCAUCGAGAAAGUGAACGUGAUCUUCCACUCGGCGGCGACGGUGAAGUUCGACGAACACCUGCGGCGGGCGCUCAUCACCAAUGUCCGAGCCACGCGCACGCUGGUGCACCUGGCUCGAGAGAUGACCGGGCUUACUGCUUUCAUGCACAUAUCGACCGCAUUCGGCUACCCUUUCCUGAAGUACAUAGACGAGAGAGUGUACCCCUGCAACGUCGACUACGACGAGCUGCAGGGCCUCGUCGACAACAUGACGGACGACGAGGUGGACGCGUACACGGACAAGGUGUUGGACAAUAAAUGGCCAAACACUUACACGUACACCAAAGCCAUGACAGAAAAUGAACUCCUGAAAAACAGCAAGAACAUCCCACUGUGUAUAUUUCGACCAGCUAUAGUUUCUUCAACAACAGAAGAGCCUGUAAAAAGUUGGGUCGACAAUAUGUAUGGGGCCACAGGUGUCGCAGCCGGUUGCAUGACGGGUGUGCUGCGGUCGCUGCAGUGUGACCCGGACAAGACGGCGGAGCUCGUGCCCGUCGACUACGUCGUCAACUGCCUGCUCGUGGCCUCGCUGCACGUCGCCAACCUGUACAAUACCAGCAGCCCGUCGGAACCACCGGUAUACAACUUCGUGACGGCGCAGGGUAACAAGCUGACGUGGAACGACUUUCGAGUCAUGAACUUCAAGCACAUCGACCUUUAUCCCACCACUAAAGCUAUAUGGUACAGAACGCUAAGUCUGAACAGGAACUACUACGUGAACCUGAUUUAUGUGCUGUUCCUGCACACGCUGCCGGCGCUGCUGGUGGAUAUUGUCGUGGUCUGCCUCACGCAGAAACCCAAGAUGUUGAAAGUGUAUCGAAAGAUUCACAAGUUUUCUGCCGUGCUCGCUUAUUUCUCCACGCGACAGUUCAAGUUUAGCAACGAGCAGACCGAGCAGCUGUGGGAGCACACCUCGACCUUAGACAAGAAGCUAUUUCCAUUUGAUAUGAGACAACUAGACUGGGAGGAGUACUUCAAAGAAUAUCUUCUGGGGAUAAGGAGGUUCCUACUGAAGGAGAAAGAUGAAACUAUACCACAAGCACGAAUAAAGAUAAAAAGGUUGUACUACCUCCAUCAGCUGGUGCUGUGGGCAGGGAUGCUGCUCCUCCUGUACCUGCUCACUGUCGUGAUGCUGCCUCUCGUACUGUAACAACGAUUAUGGACUGUUUAUUAAACGCUAGUAAUAUUAAUGUCUACUUAUUUCCUCAUUUGUUCUGCCAGAUUUUGUUGGUACUUCGUAUCGAUUAGUAAAAAAUAACGUUUGUUUUGGAAUAACUGUACAGUAUUAGACUAUUGUAUUUAAAUAUAUUUUUUUAAGAUAAAAAUUGUUUA
Molecule: messenger RNA, 1901 nt
Organism: Aricia agestis (brown argus)
Lineage: Eukaryota; Metazoa; Arthropoda; Insecta; Lepidoptera; Lycaenidae
Product: fatty acyl-CoA reductase wat-like
Exons: 14
Coding region: 142-1719 (525 amino acids)
Biological process (GO): long-chain fatty-acyl-CoA metabolic process
Cellular component (GO): peroxisome
Molecular function (GO): alcohol-forming very long-chain fatty acyl-CoA reductase (NADP+) activity
Source: RefSeq, a predicted model, not a curated record